Molecule: messenger RNA, 1913 nt
Organism: Laccaria bicolor S238N-H82
Lineage: Eukaryota; Fungi; Basidiomycota; Agaricomycetes; Agaricales; Hydnangiaceae
Exons: 7
Coding region: 1-1833 (610 amino acids)
Molecular function (GO): protein binding
Source: RefSeq, a predicted model, not a curated record
AUGUCUACCUCAUGCCCCAUUGACGAGCUCACAUCGACCGUUCACGAUGCCGUACAGUCGCUAAACCACCUUCGCAAGGCAAACUUUCUUUUGGACACUUCGUUGGCGUUGAUCGAGGCUGGAAAGUACGGCGCGGAAGUUGAGAACUACCUCGAAGUAUACCUGAAGACUCCAGAUCUGCCAAAGCUGGAUGUUGCGAGGGCACUCUUAGCUCGAGGGAAUGCGAGGAAACGAGCAGGGGAAAUGUUGUUAGGGCAAGCCGACCAAGAUUUUGGAGACGUAUUGAAACUGGAGCCUUCGAACAAGGAGAUACAAAAGGAGUUGAAACGUCAGAAAGUGAUUCAUUUCCGACAUGAGCCAGCGUCACAACGAGCACCUCUCGAAGUUUGGGAAAGAAUUGCCCUUCAUACACCCCGAUUUUACCUCCGGACGUGGUUGUUUGUCUCCACGUUCCAUCAUGACAUCGCUGUACGACACAUCUUCCAUACCCUCGACAUAUAUUUCGGAGAAGAUCAAGACAACCUGAAUAGGGGUCUGGAUAUCCUUGAUCGAGCAAAAGCCGAUCCUGUUUUUGCCAGCAGGGUAAAAUCCCUUCGACUACACUGGGCAUACGAAGAAGGCGACAUGCUUGAUCUCAUGGCCCGUAUAUUCAGAACUGCACUGCCAGAGUUCAAAGCUUUGCGCGAAUUCGAAUGGAUCGGAUAUCCUGAAAUGCGAGCAGACAUGGUACAAGCAGUGCUCAAAAGCCAUCCCCACCUCCACGGCCUCGGACUAAUCGGAUGGCACUUUGACGCCGUCGGAGUGUCCGCCUUUUGCGAUUUGCGCAAAUUCACCCUCCGAGCCGAGGACGACGAUGGAUUCGCCGACAUGGGCGAGGUGCGGACGGUGCUUGACCAGAAUGAAAACACACUGAAGCACCUCAUACUUGGCGCCUACCUCGAGCGCCAGCACUCAUGGGACUCGGCCUUUCAGUCAGUGACUAUCAGGAACCUCACCCAUCUCGACCUUGUGGACACACGUAUAUCACAUAUCGUAUUCGCGCGCAUCGCACACGCACAUAACCUGCAGAGCCUCACCCUCCAUGGGACGUUCGAGGAGCCCAGCUCGGCGUCGGUGAUGUUCAAUAGUGACCAUGUUAUUGACGGCAGACAUACGUUCCUACCACACUUGGAAGCUUUCAGGUUCGUGCUGGUGGGACAUGAAAACGAUACCGGCCUCUACCAGUCCGUCACGCAAUUUUUGCGCAAGAGGGAGAAUCUACGGAGGCUUGAUUUAGGCGACUGCCCGUGGGAGUUGGUACAUGGAGUCCUCCCCGAUUUACCCAGACUCCGGGUGCUCGGGGUACGCAUCGCCAAUCUGACUCAGUCGGCACUUUCCUCUUUCGUAAACGCAAUACCAGAAGAGAUGGUUGCCGUGAAUCUCUCGACCGUCAUUGCCGAAAAACCUCUGAACGAAUACGCACCAACCUUCACCAAGUUCCCCGCCCUCUCCUUCCUCCACCUUCGCUGCGCGCACAAACGGCGGCCGAAGCCUAAUCUCAUGUCUGAAAAGGACUUUCGAGUGCAAACGGAUGUGUGGAUCUCAAGGGCACGGAGUCUGGCUACGGCGCUUCCCUCCAUCGAUUUUAUCGGCUGGCACGGGGAGCAUUACGCCGUCGUGCGCAACGAUUCAUGCAGCACUGACGACUAUGCUGGUGAGACCGUUGAGUUGAAGGAGCUGCCCUCUAGGCGACGGUUGGACUGUGGGAAGGGAGUGGAUCUGGGAAGUGAGGAUGCGGCUUGGCUGGAACGGAAGGAUGUUCCCAUAGAUUAUGAGAUGCCAGGAUUGGAGUAAUUCCAAGCUUUUCUCGUGGUUUCGGUUUCUCUACUCUCCCUCUCUUGUGUAUACCAUGUAAUUCAUUCGCGUUUCACAUA